AUGCAGGACUUCCCCAAGCCCAAGCAAGUCGAUAACACGGAGAACUAUCGCAUCGCCGAAGCCUUGUCCUCCAAGUUCCCUGCUGCCAAGGGCAAAGCGCCUUCCAAGACUGUAGCCAUCAUCGGCGGCGGGCUGGCGGGCUUGUCUGCCGCCAAGUAUUUGUCAGAUGCUGGACAUCGUCCGUUAGUGCUGGAAGCUCGAGAUGUGCUGGGAGGCAAGGUGAGCGCGUGGCAGGACAAGGACGGAGACUGGAUCGAGACCGGGCUCCACAUCUUCUUUGGGGCCUAUCCCAACAUGAUGAGCUUGUUCAAGGAGCUCAACAUCGAGGAGAGGCUGCAGUGGAAGGUGCACAAGAUGAUCUUCGCCAUGCAAGAGUUUCCCGGCGAGUUCACGACCUACGACUUCAUCCCGGGCAUCCCCGCCCCCUUCAACUUCGGUCUCGCCAUCCUCCUCAAUCAGAAGAUGCUUUCCCUUCCCGAGAAGAUCCAGUGCCUCCCCGCCCUCCUCCCCAUGCUCAUCAACGGCCAGGACUUCAUCGAGCAGCAGGACGAGAAGUCUGUCCUCGAGUUCAUGCGCCAGUACAACAUGCCUGAGCGCAUCAACACUGAGGUUUUCAUCAGCAUGGCCAAGGCUCUGGACUUCAUCGACCCGGACAAGCUCAGCAUGGCGGUUGUCCUGACUGCAAUGAACCGUUUCUUGAACGAGGACGACGGUCUUCAGAUGGCCUUCCUUGACGGCAACCAGCCCGACAGGCUGUGCAAGCCAAUGGUCGACCACAUCGAGAAGAGGGGGGGAGAGGUCCGCACCAAGAGUCCCGUCAAGAAGAUCGUGACCAACCCGGACGGCAGCAUCAAGCACCUGGAGAUGCGCGACGGGUCGACGGUGCAGGCGGACGAGUACGUGUCAGCCAUGCCCGUGGACGUGCUGAAGAGGAUGGAGCCCAAGGAGUGGCAGAAGAUGCCCUUCUUCCGUCAGAUGGACGAGCUCGAGGGCAUCCCCGUCAUCAACCUCCACCUCUGGUUUGAUCGCAAGCUCAAGGGUGUCGACCAUCUCUGCUUCAGCCGCUCUCCGCUCCUCUCCGUGUACGCCGACAUGUCCAUCACUUGCAAGGAGUACUACGACCCCGACAGGUCUAUGCUUGAGCUCGUCUUCGCCCCCUGCUCGCCUCUUGCUGGAGGAAACACCAACUGGAUGACCAAGACCGACGACGAGAUCAUCGACGCGACCAUGAAGGAGUUGGAGCGUCUCUUCCCCUACGAGAUCGCUGCUGACGGUUCCAAGGCGAAGCUGCGCAAGUUCGCUGUCGUCAGGACGCCUCGAUCAGUUUACGCUGCUAUCCCUGGAAGGAACAAGUUCCGCCCCCAGCAGCGAACUCCCAUCCCCAACUUCACACUUGCCGGCGACUGGACCUCGCAGAAGUUCCUCGGGUCUAUGGAAGGAGCCUUGCUCUCUGGCAAGCUAGCAGCUGAGGUGAUCGUUGACAAGGCUCUCGGUGUUGAGCCUGCCAAGUCGUUAGGAAAGAAGUCCGUCGAAAAAGAGUAUCCUGACGCUGAGAAGAAGGAACCUCGGGAGCCUGUUGGCCUCAUGGGCGAUGGAGCCAUUGUGUUUGGAGGAGGAGCAGUCUUCGACAGAGUGAACAAGGAGCAGCUCCUCACCUCUGACUCCGCUCCUAUGACUGCGUGAAGCCCGACAAGUUUCUUCUGAGUUUUCUUCUUCUCAUGUAUUGACAGUAAAAGCAACCUACUCUG
Molecule: messenger RNA, 1748 nt
Organism: Guillardia theta CCMP2712
Lineage: Eukaryota; Cryptophyceae; Pyrenomonadales; Geminigeraceae
Exons: 9
Coding region: 1-1683 (560 amino acids)
Biological process (GO): carotenoid biosynthetic process
Molecular function (GO): phytoene dehydrogenase activity
Source: RefSeq, a predicted model, not a curated record